This is a messenger RNA of Ophidiomyces ophidiicola, 774 nucleotides long. It is a transcript of the gene NEP1, whose product is annotated as 18S rRNA pseudouridine methyltransferase. The transcript has 2 exons. The record is from RefSeq and is a predicted model, not a curated record. Gene Ontology annotation, cellular component: nucleolus; small-subunit processome. The coding region runs from base 1 to 774 and encodes 257 amino acids. Gene Ontology annotation, biological process: rRNA base methylation. Gene Ontology annotation, molecular function: rRNA binding; rRNA (pseudouridine) methyltransferase activity. Lineage: Eukaryota; Fungi; Ascomycota; Eurotiomycetes; Onygenales; Onygenaceae.
AUGGCCCUCCGCUCAGGCACGCAGUCCUGCCCGCCACCCGAGCUGCCGCAACUCGUCGCCGAGCAGCACGUCCCGCUCGCCGCCCACGACAAGCACUCCAAGCGCCUCGUCGUCGUGCUCUCCAACGCCAGCCUCGAGACCUACCGCGCCGCCAGCUCGGCGUCCGCCAGCAGUGCCGCCCCCGGCAAGCCCGCGCGCGACGACAAGUACUCGCUGCUCAACAGCGAUGAGCACAUCGGCGUCAUGCGCAAGAUGGGCCGCGACAUCAGCGAGGCCCGCCCCGACAUCACCCACCAGUGCCUGCUCACGCUGCUCGACUCGCCCAUCAACAAGGCCGGCAAGCUGCAGAUCUACAUCCACACGGCCAAGGGCGUGCUCAUCGAGGUCAGCCCGACCGUGCGCAUCCCGCGCACCUUCAAGCGCUUCGCCGGCCUGAUGGUGCAGCUGCUGCACCGGCUCGCCAUCCGCUCCACCAACUCGCAGGAGAAGCUGCUGCGUGUCAUCAAGAACCCCAUCACCGACCACCUGCCGCCCAACUGCCGCAAGGUCACCCUCAGCUUCGACGCCCCCGUCGUGCGCGUCAACGACUACAUCCGCACCCUCGGCCCCGCCGAGAGCAUCUGCGUCUUCGUCGGCGCCAUGGCCAAGGGCCGCGACGACUUCGCCGACGCCUUCAAGGACGACACCAUCAGCAUCAGCAACUUCAGCCUGAGCGCCAGCGUCGCCUGCAGCAAGUUCUGCCACGCCGCCGAGGACGCCUGGGGCAUUGUGUAG